Trachymyrmex cornetzi is the source of this 2471-nucleotide messenger RNA. RefSeq lists its product as uncharacterized. Lineage: Eukaryota; Metazoa; Arthropoda; Insecta; Hymenoptera; Formicidae. The record is from RefSeq and is a predicted model, not a curated record. The transcript is spliced from 7 exons. Bases 121 to 1071 code for a protein of 316 amino acids.
CAUUGGCCGAACGGUUUACCCCCACAUGUGUACUCACAGGCUAUAUAGAAGACCCCGCGAGGAAUUUAAUCUUCAGAACUGAGAGUCAGUGUCACGGAAAUCUACCGAAAAGUAACUAAAAUGCAAUAUAACCAACACGUAUCGUUCUGCUUGAUCGCACUUGUCUUGGGACAAGUCGCGACAUUACCGCAACAUUCUCAAUACACGUUGCAAUACCCGCAACAGUAUCAACAACAACAGGUCAGAGAGGAGAGAAAAUUCGCUGAGAAACCGAAUGCGAUGAAAAAAGUGGCGAUCGACGAUCUCGAGGAUAUUAGUACUAAUCAAAUUCAGGAAGGUAGCAGCAGCGGUUUCUCAUGGUCUAAUAUGUUAGGAAUGCUGAUGCAAAUGCUGCUAGGUCAGACCGGAGGUGUAGCCGGACCCAGCAAAAAUGAGAUAGAUGAUGGCACGACUGUGAGUCCAUGGACCAAUCUGCUUUCCGUGGGUCUAAGGGUCCUCACGGCACUGCUGGGCGGACCCCAACAACCGGUGGAUGGUAUUGACAAAGUGGACAAUCAAAGUAGUCCCAUGCAGGAAAUUUUGACUGCGGUGCUGGGCGCGUUUCUAGGACAGGGCAGAGAUCCCGAACAAGUUGCUGUAAUGGCGAAAAAUGCUUCUGAGUUCAUCAGUAUAGUCAUCAAUCUACUGGACGCCCUGAAAACAUCAUUCUCUCAUCGUUCUCUGACGGCUCGCUCACUCGGAAGACGCGACACUGUUUCCGAAGCUGCUAUAGCGUCAAUCUCUAUGCUAAAGGGCUACAUGAGAUCCGUCAAGUCCUUUAGUUACGUAGGUCGUGCGGAGGAGGAGGGACAGCGUGGAUGCGCCGAGAGGGCACUUUGUGAGGCUAGUGCGGAAUGUAUCGCCGAUACGCAAGGUCCAUCGUCGAUUUUCUGCCAACUUGGAUCGUACGCAACGAGUUAUUUCCUGCAGAGGCAGAGCGGCGUCGGCUUUGAGGCCUUAUACGAGGCAGGACGACGUGGUCGCACAGGCGAGGAUUGCAGAACUCUUUUUAUGGAUUGCAACGCUGUAUAAGGCGAGUUUAAUCCCCACAGCGUUCUGUCGAACGUAACUUAGAUUCCGCGGGAUUACGGAUUCUCUUUGCCGAUCAAAAUUAAUUUGAAGACUUCUCGUACAACCUGUACAUUCUAUGCUUUAUCUUCCGAUGGAGAACAAUGUGGAACUACUCGAAGCUAUUUGUAUACAUUACAGACAACUAAAUAAUAUAAUAUGAAGGUUUAAUAAUUAUCUGAGAAAUGCCUAAAAACGUCAUAGUUGGGUCUUUUAUAGGACCUAAUUUUCGAGCAUUCCGGAUAUUAUUUUCGUCAAGCAUUCGAAUGACAUGUAUUUUCAACGGAGUUUCCGACGUCCUAUGGCUUAAAUCAUGUUAAAACAAAAGUAUAUAGAGUUUUAAUCAACAUAUUCAUAGGUGUGCACCGAGCCGGGAUUCGCAUCGAAUCUUGCUAGCUCGUCAGCUCGGCUCGAGCUCACGGUUGAACAUUUCUUCAGAUAAAAAAUUCGCGUAAGUGUGUACACAUGCUCAAUAAUGCAGAUUUAUUUAACAUUAAUCUGCGAUCCCAAUGUCGCGAACAAACAAGGCACACUUGAUGCUUUAAUCCCGCUUAUCUCGAGAACAAUUAGAUUAAAUUUUUUGAUCGAACAAGUUUAAACAAGUUUGCUAAUCUCUUUAUGAAUUAGCUUCUAAUAAUACACUUUGAUCAAGUUUUAUCUACUAAAGUUUCUCUUGUUUUCUUCCUAUUUGUCACGUUAAAGGUGCCAAUUUCAUGCAGCGAAGGAAAGCUGGCUUUUUAUCCCUAUUCCACCACAAUCAAAGCAGCGUUCAAAAGCUAUUCGCUUUUCUCCUGCUUCCUUUUCAUGGAGCGUAUCUUCGCUAGCUUUAAUUUUCGGAUAUAUUGCCAAAAAAUUAUCAGCCAUGAUCGUUAAAAACACACUUGAUCACACUUAAUGACACUUAAUGACACUUAAUUCAAUAUAAAAUAAAAUAUAUUUACGAUAAUAUUUAUAUCGCUAUAUUCUACAAAUGAAUACCAUAUAUGACAUGAUAUGUCAUGCAUUUCAGCUUUUAGCGAUGUUUCGCUAUCAAUUGAACAAUAUCAAACUUUGAGCGUAACUUCGCUGUAUACGAAAAUUGAUGGAGUGGGGGUAAAACGCCAGCUUUUAUUAGUUGCAUGAAAUGGUACCUUAAGAGUUGUACGUAUAUCUUUUAUUUACGUAUCGCCGAGUUUCGAUUAUACAAUUAUACGACUAUAUUUAUUUUUAUUUAUUGUGCGUGUUAAACGUAGAUGUAGUAUUUGUGGUUGGGACUCGGUGCGAGUUCUAAUCGUUCUAGUAUUUUGACGACGAUGACUAUUAUGUGCAACAGGCAGUUUAUAUACGAGUACAUAUAAAAUUGUUGAUAUAUUUUAAGUUUGCGA